Messenger RNA from Melitaea cinxia (Glanville fritillary), 2787 nucleotides. RefSeq names its product neuroligin-1-like. The transcript is spliced from 13 exons. Gene Ontology annotation, biological process: postsynaptic membrane assembly; chemical synaptic transmission; modulation of chemical synaptic transmission. The record is from RefSeq and is a predicted model, not a curated record. The coding region runs from base 1 to 2787 and encodes 928 amino acids. Gene Ontology annotation, cellular component: postsynaptic membrane; cell surface; synapse. Lineage: Eukaryota; Metazoa; Arthropoda; Insecta; Lepidoptera; Nymphalidae. Gene Ontology annotation, molecular function: signaling receptor activity; neurexin family protein binding.
AUGCGCGCGGACCGCGCCGCGCUCUACGCGUGGCUCAUCUGUAGCGCAGUCGCUCUCUCUACGCACAAGUACAGCACGCGUGUGAUUCGUACAAAGUACGGACCGUUGCGCGGGAUCGUAGUACAUUCGCAUCCUCAAGUGGAAGCGUAUCUUGGUGUUCCAUACGCUACCCCGCCUCUUGGGAGUCUUAGAUACAUGCCACCCGUGACGCCGUCACAGUGGCGUACGACUCGCCUAGCGGACGCGUUAGGAGCUGCGUGCCCACAAAAGCCUCCUGCAGCCGUACCGCGAGAAGAAGCGUUGUUGUUGCAUCCGCGUGCCCGCAUCCGUCAACUGGAAAGAUUGUUGCCUAUGCUUGUCAACCAGAGCGAAGAUUGUCUCUACGUGAAUCUCUACGUGCCUGUUAAUGGUAUAGAGGGGGAGAGCGAGGGAGCAGGUCUGCCGUGCCUUGUGUUUGUGCACGGAGAAUCUUAUGAGUGGAGCUCGGGCAAUGCAUAUGACGGAACUACACUAGCAGCGCAUGGAAAUAUCAUUGUAGUUACAAUCAACUUUAGACUAGGUGUGCUUGGGUUUCUCAAGACUGGUGCUAAAGGAUCUGCGCAGGGUAACUUUGGGCUAAUGGAUCUUGUAGCUGGUUUGCAUUGGUUACGAGAAAAUCUACCAGCUUUUGGAGGAAACCCAGAAAAAGUAACUCUCAUGGGUCACGGCACUGGAGCAGCAUUGGCGAAUUUCCUCGCUGUAUCUCCUGUUGCCAGAGAACUACUGAAGCGCGUCAUCUUGUUAAGCGGGUCGGGGCUUAGCUCAUGGGCGUUGCAGAGGGAACCACUCACGGUAAAAAGAAAGGUAGCGGAACAAACUGGAUGCCACGGGGACUUAGUCGAAGAUGACUUGGCGCCGUGUUUACGUAACAAGCCGCUCGCCGAGCUGCUCGCUAUUCAACUCGACCCGCCCCGAUUUUUGCCAGGAUUUGCACCAUUUGUCGACGGAACAGUUAUCGUUAACCCCUCUUCGGCAUCUCCGCCAAGUGAUAAUUCUCGGCUCGGUGCGGGCGCGGCAGCUGUGGCGAGCGCUGCGGGACACGAGCUCGCAGAUUUUGCGCAUAGGGAGCUAUUGUUCGGGCUGACCACAACAGAAUCUUACUUGGAAUUCAAUGCUCAAGACUUGGAGUUUGGUUUCAACGAGACUAGGCGAGACCGCAUUCUGCGCACCUUCGUUCGUAACGCCUACUACUACCACCUCAAUGAGAUUUAUUCCACCCUCAAGAAUGAAUACACCGACUGGGACAAACCGGUUCAGAAUCCGCUAAGUGUACGAGAUGCUACGCUAGAGAUUCUAAGUGACGGACGGACAGCAGCUCCUUUAAUUAGACUCGGCUACCUCCAUGCGUUGCGAGGGGGUGUGACGUAUUUCACACAUUUUCAUCAUCUCUCACAGGACAAAGACUAUCCGCAGCGACCAGGUUCAGUGCACGGCGAAGAAUUAGGAUACUAUCUUGGCACUCCACUGUCACUGUCUCAUCAUCAGCAGAACUUUACACAGCUUGAGCAAAGGCUCUCUAAGUUGUGUAUGCAUUACCUUGCAAAUUUUGUUAAAUAUGGCAAUCCGAAUGAUCCUUCUGCAACGCCGCCGCCCAGUCCCAUAAUGGGGGAAUCGCCUCCCCUCGGUCCCGACCAGACGCCUUACUGGGAUACCUACGACACCAUCAACCAACUUUAUAUGGAAAUUAGCGCUAAGUCGGAGAUGAGAAGUCACUAUCGCGGUCACAAAAUGUCUUUAUGGCUAUCCUUGAUACCGCAGCUGCAUCGUCCGGGCUCCGAUUUGCCAGACGCCGCAAUGAGACAUCAUCACUUUCAAGAUGACAAUGCCAAUUACUAUGAAGGUGCAGUAAGAACACAAUCACUUUCACGUGCACAUGUGCCGCACAUUGUGAGCAUAGAUGUUGGAAGUCGCGCAGGUGAGUUGAGUCGCAGUACUCCUCCGCCACGAUCGGCUCAACCAAAGCCAUCUCCAGCUCCUGCAUUAUCAACGGAGUGCCCUCCGAACUCAACAACAACGCCAAUGCAACCAGAUGAUGCUCUCUUGCGUCGGCUAGCUUCAUCCCAUUAUCAGUCUUAUACUGCGGCCCUUACUGUAACGAUCGCUGUUGGCUGUUUCCUUUUACUUUUAAACGUUCUUAUAUUCGCAGGAAUCUACCACCAAAGAGGCUCCCGGCCUCGGCGUUGCAAAGAUGAUCUAGCCGAGGCCGGGAGUUCCUCAUCCUCAGAUAAUUAUGACGGAAAAUUAGAUUACGAGGUUAGAGCUUUUGACGGAAAAGGUUUCGGUUUUGAGUGUAAAUCUGCCCAUGUACCGCGCAGUUCAGGCUCAAAGUUUGAUUUGCGGACAUUAUCAGAUUGUGGAGAGCCCACUUUUGGAGAGUACAGUUGUUAUGACGAGAAACACCGAGCAGCGCGUAGUUCGUUACCCGAUGUCAGUGUCGGAAGCGCAAUAGAGGCGGGUAGUGUCGUUUGCAUCGAUACUCAAAAGCCAGAUAUUCAAAAGGUUGAAGGUCGGAUUGCAGAUGCCAUUAGUAGAACUAGUACUUUUGAACCUCGUGUUGUAGAUAACUCUACUCAAGUGAAAUUUGGUCCGGUAACGGAUUCGUCGGAUGGCACUUCUGAUACAAAUGGUGAUUCGGAGUCAGCUGCUGCAGGCAGCUCUGGUAUUUUGAGAGUGCCUCCAGCAACUACGACUCCUGUACCUCCAGGAAUUAUGAAAAAGCGAGUGCAAAUACAAGAAAUAUCGGUAUGA